CUAGACUUUUGGGCAGGUGUUAUUUUUUUGUUUGCAGCAAGUGUUCAGUCAAAAGAAUAUUAGCAUACUUGAGGUAGCCAUUUAAGGGGAGAGUGUGUGAAUUUCAAUGAGGUAGGCUAAAUGUAAAUAGGAACUUGUGAAUAAAAGGUUUCCAAUUUAGUUGACUUAAAUAACAGAGUACAAGCUGGAAGCAGGUCAGCUGUACAGUGAACAACUUACUUGUGGCAUAUGCUACUAUAUUGCGAGGCAUAUUUGGAAUUUUGGACCCACUAAGCACAUGCAGGGAUCUGUUUAUUGUAACAUGCUUGACUUUGUAGAAUCUACCUUUGGAUCUAGCUUUAUAUGCAUAGGCAGUUGGUUUAUGAACAGAAUCUGAUAGACACAGAGAAAUAUGUGCAGUUUCUUCAAUACAGAGUUAAUAUAUUGGCACAGAUUCUAUGCAGAAUUUCCUAUAAGGAUUCAUUGCAGUGAAUUGGAAAAAACAAUAGUGUCCUGAAUUUAGGUGAUGGUUUUCACUGAAGUAGUGGCAGUUGUCAUGAGAGAAUGGCUUCACCCUGAGUAACACUAAAAGUCAGCAUCUGGAGCAUCUUGUAUUGACGACCUUCAAGGCAAACAUCGAGCUGUAUUACCACCAGUUUGCACAGAUGACAUCAUAUUCGACCUAAAUUUUGAUGAACUGCCCAAUACAAUAUCUGAAACAGAUAAAGGGUAAAAUUUAACCUUAACAUUGAAUUGAUCUGUUAUCUGGUGCAUUGUUUAAUUAGAGGGGUGUGUACUGUACAUGUAUUUGUGGGGCACAGUAUCAGGUACUUCCCAUUGGAGGUUGAAGCUGGUACCAGUCACUGGUGAAUAGUAGGUUUUAGAAGGGGGUGUGGCACAUGGAAAGGAACAUAAUUUGUAUUGCACAGAAGGGGAAUCACAUUUGAAACUGCUUAAAACAUGGAUAACACCCACAGCAGAUUUUGACAGAAGUAAAUAUGGAUAUUAAACCCAGUGCUUAUUACAAUAUAUGGAAUCUAGAUAACUGUCAGAGAUGAUGACUGGAUGGUCAUUGUGAUUGUUAUCAGUCUGGGCCACUUUUGGAGAACUACGUGUUAAAUGGCUGAAAUGGAAAUGCCUUCUAUCAGUAGUGUUAGCAGUGGCUUGGACACUGCAGCAUUGGUCAGUGAGGACGGUCCUCAUGAUGUCAGUACAGGACGAGGACACGCUCUGGACAGUCCUGACAUGGACGUUCAGGCACAUGUGACCAGUAUAGAUGGGGCACAUGUUAACGCUGGAAGGAAUAAAAUGACCAGUAGACACAGGGGUCAGUGGAGUGUUAGAGGAAGUACAAAUCUCCUAGACUCCUCAGGUGGAGAUGACCUGCCCCCUGGUGUCGGUCAGUAUGAUGACUUCCACACCAUCGACUGGCAGAGGGACAUCACGCGGGACAGGCUGCGCCACCGGAAUAUCGAGAAGAAGAAACAGGAGGGUUUUCUUGAUAAGAUCAAAGGAGCAUAUGAUGCUGGCUCUGGAUGGCUGUGUGUGUUCCUUGUGGGAAUUGCCGCAGGCACCUUUGCUGGUAUAAUAGACAUAGGAACAACGUGGAUGUCUGAUCUGAGGAAUGGUAUCUGUCUUGAAGAAUUCUGGUUUAACAGAGAACAGUGCUGCUGGGCGGCUAACUCAUCUACAGAUGGAGACGAGGCGUGUGACAGGUGGCGGACGUGGGCUGAACUGUUUGGAGAUUUUGCCCCCAACUAUAACCCUGGGGUGUACAUCCUCACCUACAUCAUGUACGUCAUCUGGUCCAUGGUGUUUGCCACAUUGGCCGUGAUGCUGGUGCGUGUGUUUGCGCCGUAUGCUUGUGGCUCUGGUAUUCCUGAGAUCAAGACGAUCCUGAGUGGUUUCAUCAUCCGUGGUUACCUGGGUAAAUGGACGUUGAUCAUCAAGUCAGUGUGUAUGAUGCUGGCAGUAUCAGCAGGACUUAGUCUGGGGAAGGAGGGACCCCUGGUUCAUGUGGCCAGCUGCUGUGGAAAUAUCUUCUCUUAUAUGUUCCCAAAGUAUGGCAAGAAUGAGGCCAAGAAAAGAGAGAUUUUAUCUGCGGCAUCUGCGGCAGGAGUCAGUGUUGCUUUUGGUGCCCCUAUUGGUGGAGUACUCUUCAGUUUAGAGGAGGUGAGUUAUUACUUCCCCCUGAAGACACUUUGGCGUUCCUUCUUCUGUGCUCUUGUGGCAGCAUUUGUGUUGCGUUCCAUCAACCCGUUUGGUAACGACCACCUGGUGAUGUUCUAUGUGGAGUAUAAUACUCCCUGGCAUAUAGUGGAACUCAUACCUUUCAUAUUGAUAGGAGCUUUAGGGGGGUUAUUUGGUGCAUUAUUUGUCAAAGCCAAUGUGUGGUGGUGUAGAAAGAGGAAAACCACCAAACUGGGCCAGUGGCCCAUUACGGAGGUCUUGGUAGUAACAUUAGUGACUGCUGUUUUUGCAUUUCCAAACAAAUAUACAAGAAUGAACACCAGUGAGCUGAUUAGAAUGCUGGUUCAGCAGUGUGGAGUGGAAGAUUUCAACAAUGACUUAUGUGACUACACAGACCAGUCAGUACUCAAUGUCAGUGAUAAUCUUGGUGGAGCAGUGGCAGGAGCUGGUAUUACCAGAGCUCUGUGGAUGUUGGCCUUGGCCCUUGUGUUCAAAGCUAUUAUAACUAUAUUUACCUUUGGGAUUAAGGUACCAGCGGGUCUGUUUAUUCCCAGUAUGGCGGUGGGUGCAAUAAUGGGGCGUAUAAUUGGAAUAGGAAUGGAACAGUUGGCUGUGAGAUGGAGGGAUGCCCCCAUAUUUUCAGAUUUAUGUACAGUCAAUGGUCAGUGUGUCAACCCAGCCAUGUAUGCUAUGAUUGGAGCAGCUGCAGCACUGGGUGGUGUCACAAGGAUGACUGUGUCCCUAGUGGUGAUCAUGUUUGAACUGACCGGUGGUCUCCAGUACAUUGUCCCCCUCAUGGUCACUGUGAUGACCAGUAAGUGGGUGGGAGAUGCAUUUAUCAAACAGGGCAUCUAUGAUGCUCAUAUACAGCUGAACGGCUACCCAUUCCUAGACAGCAAGUUGGAGUUUGAACACACCACCAUUGCUGCAGAUGUGAUGAGACCUAGACGGAGUGACCCUCCUCUUAGUGUCAUUACUCAAGAUACCUUCACUGUGGAUGACGUAGAAACUCUCCUCAGAGAAUGUGAUCACAAUGGUUUCCCAGUGGUGGUCAGCAAUGAGUCCCCAUACUUGGUUGGUUUUGUCAACAGAAAAGAUUUAACUCUAGCCAUCAAUAAUGCUAUUAAUACCCAGGACGGGGUGGUGGCGGCCUCUGUGGUGUAUUUCACCCAGCAUUACACAGAGAAUGUGGUGGUGGGGGGACCACCCCCUGUGAAACUGAGGAAGAUAUUAGAUCUGGCUCCUAUUACUAUAACAGACCAGACCCCUAUGGAGACGGUGGUUGACAUGUACAGGAAACUGGGCUUGAGGCAAACUUUGGUCACACAUAACGGGAAACUCCUGGGAAUAAUCACCAAAAAAGAUGUUCUACGUCAUAUUUUACAGCUAGAAAACCAAGAUCCUGCUUCCAUUCUAUUUAAUUAGUUUAGACUCUUGAAUAGCCAACUGGUUUUUAGCUCACGGUGCUUUAUUACCUCAAAACCAAAUGGAGUAUUCUUGAGCUUUGAUAUUCAAGGUUACUUGAAAAGAAUAGUGAAGAGAAGGUAAAUUCGAUCAAAUAUUUAUUAGCAAAAAGUACGGAAGUCGACGUUUGAGCAAAGAGCAUGCAGAAACAGCUGUCUUUGUGUUUGUUAUAUGUAGAGAACUAGAACUAGCAAAUUGUCGUAAGUUUAGGAAUUCUAGAUAGCACUUUGAUGAAAUGGCAAAGUUGACAUACAAAUUCAUAGACAAAUGGCCUGAAUUGAGACUGUUAAACUAGAAACUUCCAAGAAUGUUCACCUCAUAGCUAACUGUGGACAAAGCUGUUUGGUACAUCACGUGACUAUUUAUACUUAAGCCAGUAAGGAAACAUUAAUUUAAUAUAAAGAAAUGUGUGUAUUUGUUUGCUUGUUUAUUUCUAUUAUGUUAAAAAUAGUGUUUUGGUUUUCAGUUUUAGUAACUUGUCUAAUCUCUUUCUAUCGAGUCACCUUGAUUUUUCUACACAUUCUUUUAGAAUUCAUUUGCUACAAUUUUCAGCUCUGAAUAACCUUGGACAAAAUCAACAUUCCUGAUAUCUGAAGUAGUUGUUUUCUUUGUUUCAUUGCCUAACUAUAAUUAUCAUGUUUUUCAUCUUCUGAACAAGCAUGUUUUUUACCACGAUGGCAUCAUGAUGUGUGUCAUUGCUUCACUUGAUUCAACACACAACUUUAUGUUGUCAAUCUGCUAAUAUUAGACCCUUUUUUUCUGAUAUUGUUUAUUGCACUUAGAAAAAUAUGUCAUCACAGAUCAAAACUUACUUAAUGUGAUGAACUUGUAUUAUCCUCCUGGUAUGUUAAUUUGAGAGUGACUACCUAUUGCUCAACAGAUAUUAUUUUUAUUUACAUUUGUUGUAUUUUCAUUCUGUCUUCUUCUAUAUACGGAAAGCACAUGGAUUUGGUGUACAGAUAAUAUUUCAUACAUGUUUGUAAAUAUUUUGUUUAUUUGGUGUAUAUUUUCUGUUAAGAUGUAUUGUAUAGUUUGAUAAUAACUAAUGUACAGAUGGAUUGACUGGCAUACGCUGAGCUUUUACUUUUUUUGGAAAUUUCGCUUUCACAGUAAUCACUCCAGUGUACAACAGGUGUGGGUUUCUGGGUAUCGAGUCCCUCUCGUAAUUUUCUCAACAGUUUAAGAUUUAGUAGGCUGUGGUGAUUAAAGAGAAAUGCUGAAAUUUUCCCCAAAUUAUUUACUGUGUAAUGGUCUCAUAUGUAUGCCUUGAAUUGAAUGGACUGUAGUAUUGCCAGGCAUACAUACACAUGAAUUAAUUGGAAAAUGAUGAGUAAUCAGAAUAAAUAUGGAUGUGAAUAAAUA
This is a messenger RNA of Lingula anatina, 4995 nucleotides long. Its product is annotated as H(+)/Cl(-) exchange transporter 5. Gene Ontology annotation, cellular component: Golgi apparatus; synaptic vesicle; early endosome. Gene Ontology annotation, biological process: transmembrane transport; chloride transport. The record is from RefSeq and is a predicted model, not a curated record. Gene Ontology annotation, molecular function: voltage-gated chloride channel activity. Lineage: Eukaryota; Metazoa; Brachiopoda; Lingulata; Lingulida; Lingulidae.